Pimephales promelas (fathead minnow) is the source of this 897-nucleotide messenger RNA. The record is from RefSeq and is a predicted model, not a curated record. Lineage: Eukaryota; Metazoa; Chordata; Actinopteri; Cypriniformes; Leuciscidae.
AUGCAGGAGAGCACAAGAGAAAAGGUCAAGGAGAAUAUUGCACGUGCCAGCUCUCGGGUCCCAGUUCAAGUCAGCUCUCAGGUCCCAGCUCAAGUCAGCUCUCAGGUCCCAGCUCAAGCCAGCUCUCGGGUCCCAGCCCCGGCCAGCUCUCGGGUCCCAGCCCGGCCAGCUCUCGGGUCCCAGCUCAAGUCAGCUCUCAGGUCCCAGCUCAAGCCAGCUCUCGGGUCCCAGCCCCGGCCAGCUCUCGGGUCCCAGGGCCAGCUCUCGGGUCCCAGCUCAAGUCAGCUCUCAGGUCCCAGCUCAAGUCAGCUCUCAGGUCCCAGCUCAAGCCAGCUCUCGGGUCCCAGCCCGCCAGCUCUCGGGUCCCAGCUCAAGUCAGCUCUCAGGUCCAGCUCAAGCCAGCUCUCUGGUCCCAGCCCCGGCCAGCUCUCGGGUCCCAGCCCCGGCCAGCUCUCAGGUCCCGCUCAAGUCAGCUCUCAGGCUCCAGCUCAAGUCAGCUCUCAGGCUCCAGCUCAAGUCAGCUCUCAGGUUCCAGCUCAAGUCAGCUCUCAGGUCCCAGCUCAAGUCAGCUCUCAGGUCCCAGCUCAAGUCAGCUCAGGUCCCAGCUCAAGUCAGCUCUCAGGUCCCAGCUCAAGUCAGCUCUCAGGUCCCAGCUCAAGUCAGCUCUCAGGUCCCAACUCAAGUCAGCUCUCAGGUUCCAGCUCAAGUCAGCUAUCAGGUUCCAGCUCAAAUCAGCUGUCAGGUCCAAGCCAGCUCUCGGGUCCCAGCUCAAGUCAGCUCUCAGGUCCCAGCCCCAGCCAGCUCUCAGGUGCCAGCUCAAGCCAGCUUUCAGGUCCCAGCUCAAGUCAGCUCUCAGGUACCAGCUCAAGCCAGCUCUCACGUCCCAGUUUGGAGUAG